Messenger RNA from Odobenus rosmarus divergens (Pacific walrus), 2470 nucleotides. It is a transcript of the gene TMEM63A, whose product is annotated as transmembrane protein 63A. The record is from RefSeq and is a predicted model, not a curated record. Gene Ontology annotation, molecular function: nucleic acid binding; calcium-activated cation channel activity. The transcript is spliced from 22 exons. Bases 47 to 2470 code for a protein of 807 amino acids. Gene Ontology annotation, cellular component: plasma membrane. NCBI's taxonomy places the organism in Eukaryota, Metazoa, Chordata, Mammalia, Carnivora, Odobenidae.
GCCCUGACCGUCGGCCCGGGUUUGCUCUCCAGGGAGGACAGGCGCGAUGACCGGCCCCCGCCCCCUGGAGCUGUGGCAAUCCAAGGCGGUGUCCAUGCGUGAGCGGCUGGGCAUCGGGGACCGGCCCAACGACUCCUACUGCUACAACUCGGCCAGAAACAGCACUGUGCUGCAGGGGGUCACCUUCGGCGGCGUCCCCACCGUCCUGCUCAUAGACGUCAGCUGCUUCCUGUGUUUAAUUUUGGUGUUUUCCAUCAUAAGAAGGAGAUUCUGGGAUUAUGGCCGCAUUGCCCUGGUGUCAGAAGCAGACAGUGAGUCCAGAUUCCAGAGAUUGUCGCCAUCUUCCUCUUUCGGGCAGCAAGAUUUUGAAAGCGAGCUGGGAUGCUGCCCCUGGCUGACCGCCAUCUUCCGCCUACACGAUGAACAGAUCCUGGAGUGGUGUGGGGAGGACGCCAUCCACUACCUGUCCUUCCAGAGACACAUCAUCUUCCUGCUGGUGGUGGUCAGCUGCUUGUCCCUGUGUGUCAUCCUGCCUGUCAACCUCUCGGGUGACUUGCUGGACAAAGACCCUUACAGCUUUGGGAGGACGACGAUAGCAAACCUGCAGACUGACAAUGACCUUCUCUGGCUGCAUACCAUAUUCGGGGUCCUCUACCUCAUCCUCACCGUGGGCUUCAUGCAGCAUCACACGCGGUCCAUCCGGUAUAAGGAGGAGAGCCUGGUGAGGAGGACCCUGUUCAUCACGGGCCUCCCCAGAGACACCAAGAAGGAGAGUGUGGAGAGCCACUUCCGGGACGCGUAUCCCACGUGUGAGGUGUUGGACGUCCAGCUGUGCUACAACGUGGCCAGGCUGUUACACCUGUGCAAGGAGAGGAAUAAGGCGGAGAAGAGCCUGAGCUAUUACAUGAACCUGCGGGUGAAGACGGGCCAGUGGACCCUCAUCAACCCCAAGCCCUGCGGCCAGUUCUGCUUCUGCGAAGUGCCGGGGUGUGAAUGGGAGGAUGCCAUCGCUUACUACACGCGCCUGAAGGACCGGCUGACUGAGAGGAUCGCCGAGGAGCAGUGCCGGGUCCAGGAGCGGCCGUUGGGAAUGGCCUUCGUCACCUUCCAGGAGAAGUCCAUGGCCACCUACAUCCUGAAAGACUUCAAUGCCUGCAAGUGUCAGAGCCUGCAGUGCAAAGGUGAGCCCCAGCCAUCCUCCUGCAGCAGGGAGCUCCGCACCUCCAAAUGGACAGUGGCCUUUGCCACUUACCCUGAGGACAUCUGCUGGAAGAACCUCUCCAUCCAGGGCUUCCGCUGGUGGUUCCAGUGGCUGGGCAUCAACUUCACUCUCUUCGUGGGGCUGUUUUUCCUGACCACGCCCUCCAUCAUCCUGUCCACCAUAGACAAGUUCAAUGUCACCAAACCCAUCCAUGAGCUGAACGACCCCGUCAUCAGCCAGUUCUUCCCGACCCUCCUGCUGUGGUCCUUCUCGGCCCUGCUGCCUACCAUUGUGUACUACUCCACGCUGCUGGAGUCUCACUGGACCAAGUCAGGAGAAAACCGGAUCAUGAUGUCGAAAAUCUACAUAUUCUUGAUCUUCAUGGUGCUGAUCCUGCCCUCCCUCGGCCUCACCAGUCUGGAUUUUUUCUUCCGGUGGCUCUUUGACAAAACUUCCUCAGAAGCCUACAUCAGACUGGAGUGCGUCUUCCUGCCCGACCAGGGCGCCUUCUUUGUGAACUACGUCAUCGCCUCGGCUUUCAUCGGCAACGGGAUGGAGCUGGUCCGGCUGCCGGGCCUGGUGCUCUACACCUUCCGCAUGUUCAUGGCCAAGACUGCGGCCGACCGCAGGAACGUCAAGCAGAACCAGGCGUUCCAGUAUGAGUUCGGGGCCAUGUAUGCGUGGAUGCUGUGUGUCUUCACCGUCGUUGUGGCCUACAGCAUCACCUGCCCCAUCAUCGCGCCCUUCGGCCUCAUCUACAUCCUGCUCAAGCACAUGGUGGACCGGCACAACCUCUACUUCACCUACCUCCCGGCCAAGCUGGAGAAGAGGAUCCACUUGGCGGCCGUGAACCAGGCCUUGGCUGCUCCCAUCCUGUGCCUCUUCUGGCUCUGUUUCUUCUCCUUCCUGCGCCUGGGUCUGAAGGCCCCCCUCACCCUGUUCACCCUCCUGGUCGUGCUGCUCACCAUCCUGGUCUGCGUGGCCUACACCUGCUUUGGAUGCUUCAGGCACCUCAGCCCACUGAACUAUAAGAUGGAGGACUCGGGGAGCGACAGAGGAAGUGAGGCAGACGCCCCCCGGCCGGCACCCUUCACGCCCUACAUGCCCCGGAUUCUGCAGGGCUUGUCCUCGGAGGGAACUGCCCUGUCCCCACAGCGGCGGCAGAACUACGGCACCAUCCACAGCAUCAGCGGGACUGUCCCAGGGCAGUGCCCGGCCCCGGGCCCCGGGGCCAGGGACAGUGGAGCGCCUGCCUACCAGGAGGCCUGA